AUGCACAUGGCAGGAUCUGAGUGGCCGCGGCUCUCCCCUGUCCGGACCAAACCUCGUUCUUCCCCACAGGCAGACGACUUCAUCCGAGCGAACGCCUGCAAUAAAUUGACCGUCAUCGCCGAGCAGAUCCGGUACUUGCAGGAGCAGGCUCGGAAGGUCUUGGAUGAAGCUAACAGAGACGCUGACCUGCACCACGUGGCCUGCAACCUUGUGAAGAAGCCAGGAAACAUUUACUACAUGUACAGGCGGGAGAGUGGUCAGCGAUACUUCUCCAUCCUGUCUCCGAAGGAAUGGGGGACCAGUCCCCAUGAAUUUCUUGGUGCCUAUAAGCUCCAGCACGACAUGUCCUGGACUCCAUUUGAGGACAUUGAGAGACGAGAUGCUGAAAUAAACAUCCUGGACAAGCUGCUGAGCCGGCAGGCAGCCCUGCCUCCGUGUACAGAGCCCAACUUCCAGGGCUUGACCAAGUGA
Molecule: messenger RNA, 471 nt
Organism: Falco peregrinus (peregrine falcon)
Lineage: Eukaryota; Metazoa; Chordata; Aves; Falconiformes; Falconidae
Gene: C3H1orf50
Product: chromosome 3 C1orf50 homolog
Exons: 3
Coding region: 1-471 (156 amino acids)
Source: RefSeq, a predicted model, not a curated record